CGGUUAGUGCCAACUCGACAACCGUUCUAGGACUUUCGUUUGGACGGGGCACGAACUACUUUUAAGUUUGCGAUAUUCGAUGCAUCGUAGUCGGUAUCUGCAUCACGGAACAACACCACUGACUGGGCGGUGGUCGCCAUCAGCUAGGAUUCGGCGUCAGCAGUUGGCGAUUGGUUGUCUACUUCUAUUAAUACUACAUCGUGGUUUGCAACGUUCGUACUGGCCACUUAUUUGACGUUCGUUUAACAUCUUGCCAUUUAUUUGAGCUUACGCUGAGCUGUGAAAAAAAUUGCCUUUUUUUUAGGUGCGUGACAAGUUCAAUGUUACAUCAGUGCCAGGAUAAACGGAAAGUAUGCCCAGUUCUGUUGAGCAUCGUUCGCAAGGUAGAUUUGAAUUCCCAACCGUGCUGUGAACAUGGUUUCCUCGUUCUCGCGUAAUCGAUUCGCUUCGUAAGCGGAAUCUAUAUCUCAGUGUGUUGCACGAUUCACAAUAGAUCGGUCGCGUUUUUUACUUAAUGAAUGAAUUAAAGGAUGACGAAGAGUAUUUAAGAACUGUGGUAGUAAAAAAUCGUUCUUAAUGAAAUAAUUCGUCAAGUGUAUUUUUUUUUAAAUUCGGUGGUGCUUCGCGAACAGCAUAAAGUCAAAAUGGCAGAUUUCUUGUCGCCGAUCAUGAAAGAUUUUGGUGCUUGGCAACUGAGGUCGGUGUUGCUAAUAUAUUUGUGCAAAAUACCAUCGUCUUGGUUCAUGGCCUGCAUACUUUAUACGGCUCCGGCUCCAAAACUGGGUGAAUACUAUUGCAAACCUCCUACAUCGAUCAGCAGCCACUUUAAUGUGACACGGUGGAUAAUGGCAUCUCACCCUUUGAAGCAAAGUGUGAGUAGCGGCGAAAUCAUCAUUGACUAUUGCAACGUGUACGAAGAUCGGUUACAGUACUACCAUGACCCAUUGUACUCACCGUGGGUGGAACUCCACAACAAUUCUACGGUCCUGCCCUGUACUUCUUUUGAGUAUCGCACAGCGUAUACAUCAAUCAUCUCUCAGUACGAUUUGGUAUGUUCCAGAAACCUACUGGUGGCAACAACACAAUCCUUCCAUUUGUUCGGCGUAUUACUGGGCGGAAUUAUCACAACGCAGUUGAUGAAGACGAUAAGUCCACGGAAUGCUAUGUUGUUAGGCAUGUAUCUGCAAAUCAUGUGCGGUUGUAUCACCGGCUACAUCAGCGCUUACGAAUUGCACGCCAUAUUUCGGAGCCUAAGUGCAAUCUGCUGCGCUUUCAUGUACACUGCCGGAAGUGUUAUUAUGAAUGACAUCACCACAGGAAAGUACAAAACCGUUACAAUAUGCAUGUUUGAGCAGUUUUGGUCAAUCGGUGUGAUCAUGCUUCCAGGAGUAGCCAGUUUUUGGACAAGCUGGUCGCAGCUUUACUUGGCGAUCUCGGCGCCAACAUUUUUACUUAUCAUUUUACACAAAUGGAUUCCGGAUUCUCCCAGAUGGCUACUCAAGCAUGGCAGGAUUCGCGAAGCCAAAGUGUACGUCUUGGAAUCGGCCAGGUGUAAUGGAACAGAAGGGAGCAUUCCGAGUGAUUUGGAUCAGCGGUUGAAGCAGUUCUCGGAAGAAGCCAUAGAGCAGCCAGAUCCUGAUCCCUGGUGGAGAAUUUGGAAAGAGAAAGGAUCCUCGAAGAAUCUGAUCUGUGCUCAUUCUGCCUGGGCUAUAUUCUAUACGGUGUAUUACGCGGCCCUGGUCAAUAUUACAGCUUUUGGCCGAGAACACAUAGAAAUCAACACGGUGAUUGCAGGGUUAUCUGAAAUGAUUGGCGCUUUCACCGGGCUAUUCUUCAUUAUGUUCACAAAGAGAAAGUGGCUCUGGACAGGACUGUUUAACGUAUUUGCUGGCUUAGCGGCUUUUUCCGCUUGGUGGAUACCAGUUGAUGUUACAGGGUCUAAUCGGGUUGCUUUUCUAAUGUUAACGGCAAUGAUAUCCAAAGCUAGCAUAUCGUGCUGCUUGGCUGUGUUGUUCACGUGUACUGCCGAGCUGGUUAGUAUGAGUAAGAAAAGUGGAGCCGUAUACUCUUGUACGAUAUGGGGACGGUUCUGGUUUCUGUUGGCACCUUUUGUAGCGGCUACUGUGAACUUAGGGCAAUUGAUACCACUCUCGGCGAUCGGCGCGCUAGUGAUCAUGGGCGGAUUAUUUGUAGGUUGUAUAAAAAGUUCAAGAACGCAUCCUCGUGAACGUGAUCUUCGGAAAUCUUUGAAAAGCAAAGAAUCUGUGGCAUUGACAACUUAAGCAACUUUUAUUUGUUUACACAUAUUUUUGACGAUAUUCGUUUUUGGUGAUAUAUCUUUUUAUUCGUUAACAACCAGGUUUUUCAAAUUUCUUGGUUCACUUAAUGCGAAACCCGACAGAAUCAAAUUGCCUCACAACUCCUGGAGCACAAAUCUUAACUAAUAAAAAUCAGAUUACGAUGGUAACCUCUAUUUCGUUCUUGCUCCGUUGCAGCAUGCACAAAAAAGUGGUUUUUAGUUGUGUUGGUUGCCGAUUUAUAAAGAAUUGUGCAUCCAAAAACGCGAAGUGAAUGCAAAAGUAGCCGUUGUGGCACCCAUUACUGGAUUCCAUAGUGUAUGUACUUAAGGAAAUACUUUUAUACCACCCUACCCGUAAUGUUUAUUUUUCAAUUUUUAAUCUAAAAUAUUAUUUUCGGUCAAAACCAAUUCAAACUGAAUCAUAAAGAAUAUCAUUCGCAUCAUCAAUAUGUGCGAAGCUCUAAGCCUCUAACUCCGUUUUCUGAUUUUAAGGACAUUUAGCACAUUUCUGUUAUUUAAUAGUAUGUAUAUGUACAAUGUACAUAUUACAAUAGAAGUUGAUAGAGACUUGAGGGUUUCCUGUGAUAACGAUGCUACAUCGUGUAUCAUAAAAAAUAUGUGUAUAAUACAAAAAAAGAAAACAAUAUCGAUGAUAAAAAGAGUGAAUGAAAAACAAACAGAAAGGCAACCGAUGCUGUGAACUUGCAAGUUGCAACACGCUGUUUGUAGUUGUCGGCUAAACAGUAUAAAUAAAACACAAUGCUUAAGCUUUGGAAACAACAAAACCAAUCGUAUUUUCGGAAGACAUCUACUUAUUUAAGUUAGGAUAAACGGUGCAUAAAUUUUAUACAGUAAUACAGAAAUCAUCUCAGCAGAAAACAUAGUCUGAAAAUAAAAAGACAAAAAUCUCUGAAAAUCUCUCGCUCCGAAUGUUAUCGAGAUUUGUCAAUCGCAAUAUGUUUAGUUCUUAAAAAAAUAGUAGGAAACCAUCACUCACAUUUGUGUUGAGGGUCGGUCGAUACGUUCGAUAGAAUCCGAUUCGAUCCAAUGAUUUUCUCAUUUGAUUUGAUUUUCGAAUGCAUUCGGACGUAAACAAUAAUAUGGAUGCAUAAGUUAGACUAACCUGUUAUUCACAGUAAAUUUCAACUGCUACAUGGAUAAAACACUUUUAUUUUGAACACGAGCAUUAUGACCGUACAAUUCGUUUUGAAACCAAAGGGCGUGCACAAUAGUAGCACGAUCCGACGUGCACUAAUUAAUUAAAAGGCUGUUGGUCGAACCUGAUUUACUUUCCUCACACUGCAAAUUUCUCAAAUGAGCUUACAACGGACUUCAUACACUAAUAUCGGCAACUAUAUUGCUAUACUAGCAUGAUGUUUUGUGCUCAAUAUCAAACCGGAUGGGCAUCUCUACAUUGAACUAGGAUCAACUAUUUUUUUGUACAAGAAAAACAACACGAACGUUUUUUUGGCCUCUUUCAAAGUGUCAUAAUUUGAAGGCAUUUAAUUCAAAAUUGCCAUCAAAAUUUUAGCGUGAAUUUUUUUUGACGUUCCAAAAAGCCUGCAAAAUUCGGUUGUGGGCACCCUUAUUGGGUCGGUUAUGGCCACCCUCAUUUUAUUGAUAAAUCAUUUAAUAUUAUUUUAGUUAUCCCUUAACUUAUUUUUAAUUACGUUUUAAUGCAGUUUUUAUAAUUAUUUAGACAUAAGGCCGACACAAAUAUUUAAAAUCUAUUUUGUCUACCCUCGGAUUUUUUUUUGCCAAAAGAUAAUAUUUUGAGGGGGCAACAAAAUAAAAUUCGGAUAAUUUUGAGGAUUUUCAAAACAUUCUUUAACAAAUCCGAGGAGUUUUUUGAUUUUUUUCAUUUUAAUAUUUAUUUUUUACUAGUCGACCCGGCAGACGUUGUCCUGCAUAGUAGGCGAAAAUGCGCGUUGUGAACUGCCCAUGCGAAAUUUCCAUACGAUUCUUAAGUUUAGUUUUUCACGAUUUACUCAACCUUAAUCGUAAUUGUAACAUUUUUGCUGAAGGAAUGAAGAAAAUCCAUCGAGCCGUUUUCGAGUUAUGCGGAUACGAACACAGACCAUUUAAUUUUUACUAUAUAGAUUAACUCCCCCUUCGACCUUUCGGCGACUAGUAGGACAAAAAGCUAAUUAAAUAUUUGUAACGGCCUAGAUAAUUGAUUUAAAUAAUGAGCUUAUUUAAUAUUUUUGUUCUUUGAGCAUGUCUAGUUAUUAUACACACACUUUUUGGAACAAAGCAUUGACUGAUUAGCUUUCAACAGGUUGCAUUUGACGGGGAAGCCUUUCCCAUUGUUUCCUAUUGAAAGUUGGUCAGAUCGGACUAUGGGAUCAAAAUUUAAGGCCAAAAUAUUAUUUUUUUGUAAUGAACGAGAAAGGCACUAACCGCUAGGGUGAUUAAUCAGGAUUUUUUUUGACUGUGAUGCAUACCAAUAAAACGUAAAUCAAUGAAAAAUUGAAACCCACUUACCUAAAGUGCUAUUCUAGACCUUUCUUAUGUGAUUUUUUUCAACAUCCUCCUUAAUGCACCAAGGGAGGCAUCAUCACUGCUAGGUGGAUUGAUUUGAGCUUUUCAGUUUCUCCUGGCUAUUAGAAUGUAUACUUUAUUCCUUGUCUUUAAAUCUGGGUAGUUUUUAUUCAUGCUUUAGUUUCAGCUAUGUUUUCAAGGGUGCCCACAACCGAACCACAAAAUGGAAAUGUUAAAAAAUGUCAAAUUUACUAUAUUGUCAAUAAUUUUUUUCAUAUCGAUGAAAUCAUACUAAUUUCUUUGCUAGUAGUAAGGUUAUACGUCUAGCUUUCCAUUGCUAUACAAAUGUCGGCAUAAGAUCAACCAGGGCCAAUGUUAUGGAAUGAACACAAAAGGGUGCCCAGAAUCAAACCACCUCCCCUACUACGAAUAAUUUGAUCAGAUCUCGUGCUCCUUCCUCUAUGAUCACACGUAAUGGUCUCCUUCCGUUAUGAUCACAAGAACUGUAAACCAGACUAACUUUUGAAACAAAACCGGUGUCCCCAUGGAGUGCUGGUGCAUCGAAACUUCAUAAGGGCGUCGUUAUUUGUACUGACUAUUCGCGAAAAAAGCGGGCCGUCGUUGUCAACAAAAGUACGAACAUAAUACAUGGGACAUCUAGCAUUAAAGAAAAUUAAAUAAUUA
Molecule: messenger RNA, 5464 nt
Organism: Armigeres subalbatus
Lineage: Eukaryota; Metazoa; Arthropoda; Insecta; Diptera; Culicidae
Product: organic cation transporter protein-like
Exons: 11
Coding region: 645-2282 (545 amino acids)
Biological process (GO): transmembrane transport
Molecular function (GO): transmembrane transporter activity
Source: RefSeq, a predicted model, not a curated record